Molecule: messenger RNA, 450 nt
Organism: Paramecium octaurelia
Lineage: Eukaryota; Ciliophora; Oligohymenophorea; Peniculida; Parameciidae
Source: the annotation of a GenBank genome assembly
AUUACUAAAGUCUUAGUUCAUGAACGGAGAAGAUUUCAGAAGCAAAUUAAGGGAAUUCCAUUUAAGAAGUAAAGAGUAAAGUUCACAGGAGUCUAGAGUAAUUUUGGAGGAUGAAAAAAAGAUGAACAAUGCUUGUUGCGUAAAACUUUAUUUAGAGGAUCACACUAUAGGUAUGAUUUAAAUUAGAUGUGUCUUUUAGGUAAUUUGACUCGAAUGAACCUAUUAAAGUAAAAGGAAGUGACAUUUUCUGGAUAUAGACAGAUUCAUCCACUUUAACACACUAUUGAAAUUAAAGUUCAGACAAAUGGAUCCAUAAAACCAUAUGAUGCCCUAUAAAAAACACUUUAAGAUUUGAGCGAUGAAUUCAAAAAUUUAGAAGAAGAAUGGGCACGAAAAGUUGCUGAAAAAGAGAAACAUUAAAUGAAAUUAGAAAUAUGAAUAAUAUUAUAA